This is a messenger RNA of Aspergillus candidus, 1590 nucleotides long. Its product is annotated as MFS transporter. Lineage: Eukaryota; Fungi; Ascomycota; Eurotiomycetes; Eurotiales; Aspergillaceae. Gene Ontology annotation, biological process: transmembrane transport. The transcript is spliced from 2 exons. The coding region runs from base 1 to 1590 and encodes 529 amino acids. Gene Ontology annotation, molecular function: transmembrane transporter activity. The record is from RefSeq and is a predicted model, not a curated record.
AUGGUAGCAACGGACGCAGAAAAGGACCCCGUGGGCGCCAAGGCUCAACAUGCCCGGUCGAUUCCAUACUGGCGACAGGUGCUGGACCAGGGUGCCGUGACGCAGGAGAUCGCGCAGUUCGAUUAUCCCGGGUCGGGGACGGAGCAGGAUCCUUAUGUGGUUUCAUGGAUCCCUAGCGAUCCUAGGAAUCCGAUGCUGUUGCCGACCUGGAGGAAAGUCACGAUCACCCUCGUCGUGUCGAUGGCAACAUUUGCCGUGGCUAUCGCAUCGUCCUGCUACUCAGGGGCAAUCAAACAAGUUGUUGAAGAUCUCCAUGUCGACAACGAACUCGCCACGUUGGGCCUCUCGCUCUUCGUUCUCGGAUUCGCGCUAGGGCCGCUAUUCUGGGCCCCGUUGAGCGAAUUUGUCGGCCGGCAAUACCCCUUCGCGGUCUCGUUCGGCGCCAUGACGGCGCUCUUGGCGGGUUGUGCAGGAGCACCCAAUAUCGAGACCCUCUUGGUUCUGAGAUUCCUCGCCGGGGCGUCCGGCUCGGCGCCGCUGACGAAUGCUGGGGGCGUCAUAUCGGACAUGUUCAGGGCAGAGCACCGCGGUUUGGCGCUCAGUCUGUUCGCGGCGGCUCCGUGGCUCGGCCCGGUGCUGGGACCCUUCAUGGGUGGGUUCCUGGGGAUGAAUGCGGGGUGGCAGUGGGUGGAGGGGUUCCUGGCGGCCUUUUCGGCGUUGAUGUGGAUCAUCAUGGCCUGUUGUGUCCCUGAGACUUAUGCCCCCGUGCUGCUCCGCCGUCGGGCUGAGAGGUUGUCCAAGAUUACGGGGAAGGUGUAUCGAACGAAACUGGAUAUCGAGCACGGGGGCCGCAUGUCAGUGAAGCGGAUGUUUGGCCAAUCCCUGCUCCGACCAUGGAUUUUGUUGUUCCGAGAGCCGAUAGUACUCUUACUGUCAAUCUACAUAGCUAUCAUAUACGGCGCCCUAUUCAUGAUGUUCGCCGCCUUCCCCAUAGUCUACCAAGAAGGCCGCGGAUGGAACCAAGGCGUCGGCGGGCUGGCAUUCUUCGGCAUCAUGGUCGGCAUGAUCAUCGCAACUCUGUACUCCAUCCCGGACAACAAGCGGUACCAAAACACGCAAAAGCGGCACGGGGGGUUCGCACCACCCGAGGCCCGCCUACCGCCAGUGAUGCUCGCCGCGGUCACAAUCCCCAUCGGCCUGUUCUGGUUCGCAUGGACCAACUCGCCCUCCAUUCACUGGAUCGCCAGCGUCGCGGGCGGUGCCCCCUUCGGCUUCGGCGUCCUCUUGAUUUACCUGGGCAUCAUGAGCUACCUCAUCGAUUCGUAUACUCUCUACGCUGCUUCGGUCUUGGCUGCGAAUUCCGUCGCGCGGUCCUUCUUCGGCGCUGUGUUUCCGCUUUUCACGACUUAUAUGUACGACGAUCUCGGCAUCCACUGGGCCUCGUCCAUCCCGGCUUUCCUCACCGUCGGUUGUCUGCCGUUCCCGUUCAUAUUCUAUAUAUAUGGUGAACAGAUCCGGAAGCGUUGUAAGUAUGCGGCUGAAUCGGCGAUGUAUUCGCUGAAGUUGCAGCAGACUGCGUCUCGCUCGUGA